Molecule: messenger RNA, 664 nt
Organism: Spea bombifrons (plains spadefoot toad)
Lineage: Eukaryota; Metazoa; Chordata; Amphibia; Anura; Pelobatidae
Product: olfactory receptor 1019-like
Exons: 2
Coding region: 52-657 (201 amino acids)
Biological process (GO): G protein-coupled receptor signaling pathway
Cellular component (GO): membrane
Molecular function (GO): olfactory receptor activity
Source: RefSeq, a predicted model, not a curated record
CUUGGUUAGUGACAUUCUUAUGUUUAUUUAUUUUAGAAAGCGCUGUACAAAAUGAAAAUGGAAGCCAUGGCUUAUGACCGAUAUGUGGCAAUUUGUCACCCCCUCCAUUACUUUAUCUUCAUGAGUUUACGACACACUGUUAUACUUGCAGCUGCUUCAUGGAUCAUUGGUUUCAUGGACACUACAGGACAUGCUGUUCUCAUUUCCAAAAUGUCUUUUUGUAAAUCCUACCUUAUUGAUCACUUUUUUUGUGAUCUUCCACCAUUGCUGAAGAUUUCAUGCAGCGACAAGUUUACAGUGGAGAUGUUAACAAUUGGAGAAGGGGCAAUCUUUGCUGUUCUUGCUUUCCUGCUCACUCUUUUGUCCUACAUGUUUAUUGUGGCUUCUGUUUUGAAAAUAAAAUCGGCAGAAGGUCGUAAAAAGACAUUUUCCACCUGCAUCUCCCACCUAACCUGUGUUUCUGUCUUUUAUGUAACGAUAACUUCUUUGUACAUGAAACCCACAUCAAGCUAUUCCCUCAAACAGCACAAAUAUUUUGCUCUUCUAUUCAUUGUCUUAAUUCCGAUCCUUAAUCCUGUUAUAUACACACUGAAAAACCAAGAAGUUAAGGAUACAUUGAAGAAAUUAGUGCACAGGAUGGUCAUUAAAAUAUCCUAAAGAGCUU